Entamoeba nuttalli P19 is the source of this 3171-nucleotide messenger RNA. RefSeq lists its product as hypothetical. Lineage: Eukaryota; Evosea; Mastigamoebida; Endamoebidae. Gene Ontology annotation, molecular function: guanyl-nucleotide exchange factor activity. Bases 1 to 3171 code for a protein of 1056 amino acids. The transcript has a single exon. The record is from RefSeq and is a predicted model, not a curated record.
AUGAGUGAGCCAGUUGCAGCUCCUUCUCAACCAUCUUCUCUUGGUGCUUUUAAGUUUUGGAAUAAAAAAGAAAAAGAAAUGAAGGAUAUUCCUGAUGUUAAGAAAAAUGGUCUUUCUAAAGAAUUUUUAUGGACAUUUAUUUUAAACAAUGAUACGGAGUAUGAUGAAAUACGAUGUAUACAACAAUUGAGUGAAGUAAGAAAAGUAUGGUCAGUGAUUGCGACAAUGUCUUCGAAUAAGAUGAAGAAAGACCACCAACGCAAAACCUCUUCUUUUGGUAAAGAUAUUGUACAAAUGAUUCAAGAAAAUUACAAAUUUAUGAAUGAAGGGAAAGCUCAAUGGGAAGAGGCAUUUAUGAAAAUGACAAACACAGUAAAUCAAUUAAAUGAAGAUAAUGAAGCAUUAAAGGAACAAGUAAGGACUUUAAAAAAUGAAAAAAUGAGACAUAGUUCAAUUGUGAAGAAAGAAUCAACUUUACAUGAGAUUGAAUUACAAUUACAAAAUCUUGUUAAGUUAAAUAAUCAAAUAGAAUCUAAGUUGUCAGUUAUAUCUAUACAACAAUCAAAUGAUUCACUUAUCCAAAAAAGUAUUAAUGAAAAAGUUGAAUUAAUUGAAAAAAAUAUUAACAGUCAUACUCUUUCUAAUAUCCCUUCUUUAUCUUUUAAUACAAUUAAUGAAGAAAUGUCUCUUCACCAAAUAGAUGAUAAUGAAAAUAAAACAAAAACACCAGAAUUACCUGAUCAUUAUUAUACUGAUAAUUCUGUUAUUCCAACUAUUCCCCUGAAUAAUACAAUUGUUAUAAAAGAUUACCAACCCUCUGAACAAACAGAAGAAAAACUUUAUCACACUCAAAAUGAUAUAGUUGUUCCUUCAAAAAAAACACUACCUAUUCAAAUAGACCAGUUUAAUAGUUGUGAUGAUUUUGUAGUACACAGACUAGACCAACAACCAUUAGUCUCGUCGUAUGAAAAUAAUGAACAUGCUUUAAUAUUAGAGGAAGAGAAUGUACCACAUCUUGGUAAUGCCCCUUCUGUUCACCGUAAAACUUCACAUGUAAUGUCUCGGUCAGUAGGUGAUGCUAAUUUUUUGGAUGAAUUCCAUCAAGAUAUGUCAACACAAAGUACUCCAUACAGGCUAAUGAAGAUGCCACUCAGGAGAUACAUUUCAAGUUCUAAGCAUAAUGAGUUAUUCAUUUCUCCGGCAACCAAACGAUCAAGAAGUAUUCUUUCAUCCCAGCAAAUGACACUUUCCCAUGAAGAAUUAACUAUGAAAGUAAAAAAGCCAUUAGUUAGAAUUAAUCAGAAUAUUGAUAAUCUUACACCAAGAAGUAAAAAAGAUCAUGAAUUAAAAGAAAAAGAAGAAGAGUUAAAACAAAGAGAAGAGAUACUAAAGAAAAAAGAGGAAGAAGUUAGUCAGAAGGAAAAAGAAGUUCUUGUGGUUCAAAUUGAAAUAGAAAAUAGAGAAGAAGAACUUCAGUCUUGGGAAGAUGAUAUUCAAAGAAGAGAAAAUGAAAUUAGAGAACAUGAAGGUGAGGUUAGGAGAAGAGAAGUCGAGUUAGAACAGAAAGAGGAAUUAAUUCAAAAAGAAGAUGAGACUAAACAAAAGGAAAUAGAAAAAAUAGAAAUAAUUAAAACAGACUCUUUUAAAGGCAGAGCCAGCGAACCACCAAAAGACACAUCUAGUUCUAAAGAAUUUGAAGAAUUAAAGAAAGAAAAGCUACAAUUAGAACAAACAAUACAAGACCAACAAUUAAGAGUUUGGACCUUAGAAGAACAAAAUAAAAGAGUAGAACGUAUUGUUAAGAUGAUGGAUUCAAAUGAACCUAGUGAAGAUGAUAUCACUCAGUUUAUUGAGACAAUAAAAGAAAUUGUUAAUAGAAAAAAACAAAAAUUAAGAUUUAUAUUAACUCAAAAGAUUGUUGAUACGUUUAGUCGAUAUGUCCAAAACCCAUUAUCAUUAUCUGCAAUAAUUACUCCACGAGGGUCUAUUAGAAAAAGUGAGAAGAAAAAAGAUAAAAGAGAGUUACAAUACAUUCAAUUUAUACCAAAUAAAAUUGAAGAUAAAAGAAAAACAUCACUUAUUGUCAAAGAUAAUUAUGAAAUGUAUAGGACAGUGUGUUAUGAUUUUUAUGUUAAAGAAGGAGAAUAUUAUAGAAUUAUUAAUGAAUUUAAUGAAGUUUAUAUAAAGAAUAUUAAUUGGUCAAUAAUGAAAGACUUUGCAAAAGAAUUUAAAGAACUUUUUGAACCAAUAUUAAUGUUAACAAAGAAAAUUGUUGAUGAAUUAGAUAGGGCUUAUUCAGAUCCUAUUAAAGAUGCUGAAGGAAAGUCAUGCAUUGCACUUGGAAGUAUUUUAGAAAAAUAUGCACAAACAUUAAGGGUUUAUUUAAAUUAUAUAUUAAGAUGCCCAUAUUUUGUUGACCAUUUCCCAGUAUUUAGUCAGUCAAAAGAAUUGACUGAUUCUCUUGUUCUUUCUAUAACCAAUUAUAUCAAUUCUCAAAAACUAAACAAUCCAUCAUUUGUAGUAAAUUCAUUUUUACCUAUUUCUGCUUAUAUCUUAGCUCCAGUUUCUCAUUUUUCUGUUUAUCCACAAUUAAUGAGAGAACUUGCAAUGAACAUAUCAAAUAAUCAUUUUGAUAAUUUAGCGGUACAAAGUGCACUUAGAAUAAUAGAAGGAAUUGAAGAUGAAAUAGACCGUCAAAAAAAUUCUGCAGAACGUUGUGAUGCAGUUAGAUUUGUAAAAACAUUAUUUAUUAAAACAAUAGAAAUACCUGAUGGUCAUUGUGAAUUGUUAUAUUUUGGAUUUUUAAAACCAGUUGAUAUAGAGAAAUUUAAAGUACAUGAUGAUAUUAUUAGAGUAUGUUUCUUAUUUAAUACAAUGUUUAUUAUUACUAAAAUUAAAACAUUCCAAGGAAAAGUAUUAGAUAAGAAGGCGUUAACUGCUAAGUUCUAUCAAGAAAUUAGUGGGUUAAAUGUUGAAUUUUUAAAAGGCUUUAUAUUAGAAGAAGUAGAUCGAUGUUUUAUUACAGACCAUAUUAUAAUUUCUCUUAUCCAAAAUAUAGGUUCUAUUAUUAAUGGAUUUGCUGUAGAAUUUAAUGAAAAACAAUACAAUUUUGUAGCUUCAUCCCAAAAACAACAAUAUAAUUGGUGUGAUGCAUUCUCUAAUUUAAUGUAA